GGCCAAGUGUGGCUCAGCUGAACAAAAGAAAGCUCUAGAUUUUAGUAGUCGACUGAAAUUGAAGAGCUAAACAUUGCUGUAUUUGAGCGAAUUUUAGGCAUCACUGUAAAAAACCUGAAGUUACUGCUUUGUUCUUGAGACAAACUCUUCAAUGGACGCCACCAUGGGUAGUAGAGAUCAACCGGAGAAGUUCAGUCAUGCUCUUCUGCACCUGCUGGACCAACUACCGGGCUUCGGUGAUAUCUUUGACGAGGAGAGCUUCUACUGGACCUUCAUAGUGUUUGUCCUUUCUACGUUCCUCCUGGCGUACUAUCUCUCGCGUAACAUCACCAUCAAGUCCGUCGACUAGUCAUCAAGUCCGUGGACUAGUCGUCGUGUCCGUUGAAUAGUCGUCGUCAUGGACAGCCUCUCGGGCAAGCAAGGUUGGAAGAAAAACUUUGACAGUUAACACGUCAUGAAGGGGAUUCAUCAUUAUUCAUAACUGUUGUGCAAUAAAAGAACUACAAAUUGUGUUUUGUAAACGAACAGAUCAUUAGAAACUGAAUACUGAAAAUGCUGGCUGAACCUGCAAAGGAUUGAAUGGGCAGUGGCACUUUUUUAUUAUCAUCAUAGAACUACCAUUUGGAGAUGCUCUUCUGUAGCUGUGAUACUGGUACUAUACAUGCAGGUCUGAUCUGCAUUUCUACUGACAAUUUUGAUUGAUAAUUUAGAUGGGCAAUCGAAAAAGGCAAUAUCACAGUACUUCUGCUGACAACAAGUGGGCGAGAGCUGGACUCUUGACAAUGGGAAAGCAGACCAGUAAACUAGCUAAGACCAAUCUUGAUAACUUGGCAGAAACCACACACUUCAGCGAGAAAGAGAUUAGACAAUGGCAUGAAGGGUUUACAAGAGAUUGUCCAAAUGGAACCCUGAAUAGACAAGAAUUCCUGGAAAUUUACAAGCAGUUUUUUCCGUUUGGAGAUGCCACCAAGUUUGCUUCAUAUGUGUUUGAUGUCUUCGACGAGAAUGGGGACGAGGAGAUUGAAUUUGAGGAGUUCAUCCAAGCUCUAUCUGUUACAUCAAGAGGAAACAUUGAUGAAAAACUAAAUUGGGCAUUUCGUCUGUAUGACCUCGAUGGAGAUGGCACGAUCACCAGACGAGAGAUGCUGAGCAUCGUGGAGGCUAUCUAUCAGAUGGUGGGCAACAUGGUGCAGCUUCCGGAGGAUGAGAACACACCGGAGAAGAGAGUCGACAAGAUAUUUGCUCUCAUGGACAAGAAUCGAGACAAUCAGAUAUCCAAAGAAGAGUUUCUGGAUGGCUCCAGGAAGGAUCCGUCCAUCGUCCAAGCUCUAUCGCUCUACGAUGGACUGGUGUGAGCAAAUCCAGAACCUUACCAUCAUUUCAUCACAAGAGGGUAUCCCGUACAGCGUACUUUUAAACAUUCCUUGUUGCUCAUCAAGUUCAGCAGAAUCAUCAGGUGCUAUCGUUAUAUUUCCAAAGCAUACCGUUAAUAGAAAGGGUUGUGGGAAUCAUUUUCCAGAAUUCAUUAUAAGUGGUGCAUGGAAUUUACAUUCUUUGAUCGCCAAGGGGGAUACUUCUGUAAACAGAAAUAUCGUUUUUUACAUGUGCUUUCUCCUGUGCAUUCAAAGUUUGCACAAUCAAAGAAGUGCUACAUACUUCAUGUUAACAGUUUUAGGCAGAAAGGGCAUACAAAACAAUAUUUCAUCAUGUGUCUUAUCUAUUCAGUUUUGAUUACUGAAGGAAUUACAAUAUCACUGUUAUUAAUUUGGUUGGUGAACGGUCUGGUCUGUUGCAUAAAUGUUUCUGUACUUGUAAGCAUUGUAAAUCACAUUGAGAGGUCUUACAAUCCCAAAAUGAAUCAAAAA
Messenger RNA from Strongylocentrotus purpuratus (purple sea urchin), 1865 nucleotides. RefSeq names its product neuronal calcium sensor 1-like. The transcript is spliced from 9 exons. The record is from RefSeq and is a predicted model, not a curated record. Lineage: Eukaryota; Metazoa; Echinodermata; Echinoidea; Camarodonta; Strongylocentrotidae. Gene Ontology annotation, molecular function: calcium ion binding; calcium sensitive guanylate cyclase activator activity. Bases 711 to 1355 code for a protein of 214 amino acids.